GGGGGGGGUAAUUCUUUUUAUCAUGUUUGAUGAAUGUUCAAACUAAUGACCUCCAGCUAAUUACUUGUUUCCAGGUUUUCUUAGGAAAACGGCCACCAAACAAAGUUGUAGUUGUAGAAGCACAAGUAUGAACUAGACAAUUUCAAUACUUGUUUAGCCCCAAAGGUUUGUCUAUGAUCAGGGAUGAUCAGAUGGAAUGAAUAUUGUAUUUGUCUUUUUGAAUUUGAUUUGUUCAUCUAUACUUUAAAUUGAGAAAUUUUCUUUCUGUUUCUCAUGUGAAAAUUCAAGAUGUGGCGCCUAAACGUGACGUCACAUCGCAAGUUCCUGCCGCGAUUUCCCAUAAAUCACCGCGCUGAUCUGUGUGAAAGAAAUAUAUCCGCGAUGUCUAGAUACUGCUUCUCGGGCAGGACUACGGCACUAGGGCUCCGUUUGGCUGCUUAGAAAUGGUCUAAUGCCGCCAACCCCGAGCCAGAUAAAGGAGCUGCUGCUCAGUGCAAUCGACAAAGAUGAAAAUAUUGUUGACAUGGGCAGUGUUACAAAAGCAGUCUCUCUUCUGGAGAGCAAUCCAAUCACCAAAGAUGCUCUUGAGGAAACCAGACUCGGGAGGCUUGUCCAAAUUGUGCGUAAGAAGGCUACAACCAGUAACCUCAAGAAGCGAUGCACAGCCUUGAUAAAACAAUGGCAGUCUCAGUUCCUGCCCCCGAGCGCAGUCAAACCUCCAAGGACCGAGUCCCCUGUACCUCAUCAAGAGGAGGUCAAAGGUCAGGAAGGUUCAUCGACCUCCGAUGGACAGAAACCAAAGCCUGCAAAGCAGACAGUAAAUGCCACCUCUGUUGAUAAGAGUAAAAGUGAAAAUCUUCGAAGGAGAAAAAGGCAGCCGGAAAACUCACCAUCAAUAUCUCCUUCAUCCCAGGCUCCCCCUUCUAAAAAAUUAAUAUCAUCAUCUCAAGGGCAAUCCCCAUUAUUACAAGGCGAGGGAAAUGGACAAGAUGACUCUGGUCUUAAUGGGAUGUCCUCGAAAAGGGACGUUGACUGUGGUAGAAAACUUAUCAAAGAUUCAGUAAAAACUGCUUCUCCAAAGUCCAGUGUUCCUUCGCCUAAAUCUAAACCCAACAUUAACAAAGACAAAGGUUCAUUAAAAAAGUUAAAAUCAGAAAGAUCAGCAUCUCCCAAACCUAAGACAAAGGACUCGUCAUUAAAUUCAGUAUCUCCUGCACUGCAGCCCAAAGCAGAGAAACAUUUGAAACCCAAAGGAUUAUCACCUAGUGUUGCCAAGGCAAAGUCUGAUAAACGAGUCAAGGUUUCACCAGCACCUCGUGUUGCCAUCGGUAAGAAAAGGAGUUCUUCCCAUGAUCGAUCGCCUAGACCCUCCAACGAUUCGUCUGCUUCCAAUUCACCAGCUGUUGUGGGUGGAACCUCUCUGAAAUCCACCGGUACUUUCUCAACGGACUGGGACACUGCCGGUUUCGGCUUUGGGGAUAGCGGUGGGGAAUCCUCUCGGAGUGCUACACCCCAGAAUGUGUGCGACGCCCCUAGUUCUUCAAAGCCUUUCUCUAUUUUUGAUUUAGAUUUCACCGAUGCUGUUUCAUCUCAAGUGUCAAACACCAGCCUGUUUGACAGGUCAGAGUCACCUGCAAGCUUUCUAGAUGAGCGACCAUUUACACCAACAAUAAGUGCAUUUUCUGAAGAAUUUUCUCAGAGGACAGAGUAUAAUCAUUCUCCUUCUGCUUCAAAGGAAGAGGAGGAUGAAGCGGAGGAGGGGGAGGAGGAGGAGGAGGAGGAGGAGACAUCAGUAAAUGUGAUGGAGACCCUUGAAGAUGAACCUGUGACUCCUCCAUGCCCGGUGCUGGAGGGGGAUAUAGAUCGCAUUCACGAUGACGAGUGGGAGGGGGUGAAUGGUUGCUACAAUGAUAAAGGCGAAUGGUUUGACUGGAUGCAGUGCCUGACUGUAAAUACAGAUGUGGAAAAUUCUAUACAAAUUCUACCCUAUGUAUGUAUUGAUUAGGAAAAUAUGAACAUGCUCACUGUAAGUUAUUUUUUAUGUGAAUGCUUGAAUUGAAAGAGUGAACCAUCAUAACAUGUAUUUUUCUCUUGUUGUUUUCCUAUUUUUUACAGAUACUUUCUCGGUGCAAAUAUGAUGUAGUAAAAGUAAAUUUAUUUCAUAAGUUUAUAUUGGACGGAAGAGACGGGCAUGAAUUUUCAUGUACAUGUAUGCAUUGGAACUGUUUAAAAUUUAACGCUGAGCAAGUUCCUUUAAUUUGACGUAAAAAUUACCAUGAAUUUUUUUCUGUUACCUAAUAUUGAAAAUUGUGGUCAGGCAGAAUAUUAGAAAUCUUCGUAGAUAGUAGAAGUCGAGUACAUCAUAUUGCUAAAGAGGUAACAUCUGUAAAACAGGGUUAGAACUAAGAAGACUUUCUACGAGCCAUUAUUUGAGCAGAAAUAAUUAACUAUUGCAUUGUAAUCAAUGUCUAAAAAUGGGGUAUUUUUGUUUUGGGUCUAAUUUCUUUAAAAGCUCUGCUCAUGCAUGGGUAAUGCAUGCAUAAUUACAAUUGUUAAAGCCCUUAACAUCAGGGUGGACUUCCCUUUUAACGCUUUAAUAGGCUAUUAAAGCCUUAAAAGGGAAGUCCACCCUGAUAUUAAAUUGGUUUUAAUAGUCCAAGUAAAACAAUGAGAGGAGCAGGUCAGUGAAAUUUGAGCAAAAUCAGGUUAAAAAUAAGAAAGUUGUGAUUUUUGUAAGUUGUCAUCAGUGAAACACACAUUAGAAACUAGGAAGACUGGCGUAUCUUGCGAGGUCCUCUCCAAUUUGCUCAGUACAGAAAUUUCAUAAAUUUUCAAUUUUAGCUCACCUGAGCCAAAUGAGCUAUUGCAAUCUUUUUUGUUUGUUGUCCGGUUACCCUAAACUUUUAACAUUUUCAAUUUCUCAAAAAAUGCUUAACCAGAUUUUAACUAAAGGGGGCUUGGGGCAGCCUUCAAUAUCCACCAUCCAAACAGUGAUACGAGCACAGGAAACUUACAAACGAUGAAAUAUUUAGAAUUUUCUUAUUUUUAAUAAGAUUUUGCUACAACUUUCAUUGACCCGUUCUGUUCCUAUCAUUUUGUAAUGCUUAGUAUCAAACCAACUUAGUACCAGGAUGGACUUGCCCGUUAAAGGAGAUGCUAUUAUCUCCUAUUUCAAAGAAUCAUUUUGGCAUUUGUUAUGUACAUGUGUAGGUGAUAUGCAUUUAGCUCAAAAGUAUGUUAAUGACGGUCUUGCCUUUAGCGGUUCGAAAACAAACACACGGCAAAAUAGUCUGUAGAAAGUGCUACAGUGUUACUUUGGGCAUGACAUUGAAAAGGUUGCAUGAGUACAAUUUUUUGUUGUUGUUACGAUUCCAAGCUCUGGUUUAUAAUCGCUUUCUAAUCAUAUUUAAUGUGCCAUUGGUUUGUAAGCUCUGCCUUACGCUUCAUGUAAGUUGGGUUUCACAAAAGGAGUUAAAGUUAUGUACAAUGUAUACAGUGUACACCUGUACACUCUUAAAUCAGAUUAAACAAAACAAAUUAUACACAUGUAAGCAUUCUCUUGUUAAACAUGACUUCCAUGUAGCUUAGAAACACUGUGGGGUUUAACUUUGGUUUCGAUCAGUGUUUUGUUUUUAUGUCUCUGCUGGGAAUUAUGUCAUUGGAACAGAAAGACCACUGCAACUUUCUUAACAUUGAAUCACUUAGAAAACAGAAAUUAAAAAAAAUGAAAUAUAAAGAUUCAUCCAAUAAUAUGUGCCAAAGUUUACUUUUCAUAGUUUUGAUGAGUUCUUAAGUAGAAAGAAUAUGUAAGAGGAUAAUUGUGGGUCUUUAUUCUCAUUGUUCAUAUGCAGGUCUACUUAUAUUUUAUCAACCAAAUAAACAGAUUGUUAUGAUAGAAUAAUACAUUUAUUUUAUAUAUUUAGAUGUCGGCUCAAAAGUUUAUGUUCUAAAAUGUCAAUUUGUAGAACCAGAUUUAAAACCUCUCUAGUAUACAUGUAGGUCAUAUACUGUAUGUGUCCAUUAUCAGCUACCAUAUGUAAAAAUGUAAACUGAGACAAAUGCAAUAUAUUAUUAUGAUGGUGAUCAAAUGUGGAACAUGUUUAAGUAGGAGAGACAGUUUGUUUCAAUUUAAGGAAAAUUGUGGUAAAUAUUGCGUACUUAAGAAUUUUCAUGAGAAUAGGAAUGGUGGAAUGAAGUCAAACAACAGAUGUUAGAAUGCUGAUAUAUAUAUAUAUAUAGUAAGGCUUGUACAUGAUAGUAGAGAGAUAUAUAUUAUCUUGGAUGUCUUAUGAAAGCCAAUAUGACUGCUAACAAUGAUGCAAAAUAUGAAUUUUCUUUUCUUGAUUUAGAAUUGACUAAACACAUGAUUAAUGUAGAAAUAUUUUUUUUUGAUCAUGUAAGAUCUGAUAACACAUCCCUCAUCCGUUCCGACUUGUUCUCAUUAUUUAUUUUUGUAAGGAUACUGUACUUGACUUUGAAAAGUAUUUUGUUAGUUUGUUAAACAAAAGAGGUAUUUUUGUACUUUUGUGUGUGCAUACUUUAAAUUGUGUAUUAGGUUAACAAGAGCCAAGAGCUAAUAUGUGCAGGUACCACAAGGUGUUAGAAGGAAAAAUCAAACCAUUGAUCUUUUGAAAGUGGCAAGUUGCCGCAAGUACAAUCAUAUGGAGAUCAAAAUAACUUUGUGUGAAGUAAUACCUUUCUGUGAUACAUCUUUCCCUCGCCAAUAACAUUUGCAAUAAAAUGGGUGCAGUAAUAUAUCACAAA
Messenger RNA from Strongylocentrotus purpuratus (purple sea urchin), 4764 nucleotides. RefSeq names its product mediator of RNA polymerase II transcription subunit 26-like. Gene Ontology annotation, biological process: positive regulation of gene expression; regulation of transcription by RNA polymerase II. Gene Ontology annotation, cellular component: mediator complex; core mediator complex. Lineage: Eukaryota; Metazoa; Echinodermata; Echinoidea; Camarodonta; Strongylocentrotidae. The transcript is spliced from 3 exons. Gene Ontology annotation, molecular function: transcription coregulator activity. The record is from RefSeq and is a predicted model, not a curated record. The coding region runs from base 452 to 2005 and encodes 517 amino acids.